CUCGCCGAUAUCGACAAACAGAUCGUAAGAUCGACGAAGACCGGAGAAAAUGGCGAAACCGUUGGGUACUACCGGAGAGUUUUUCCGGCGAAGGGAUGAGUGGAGGAAGCACCCGAUGCUCUCGAAUCAAAUGAGACACGCACUUCCGGGUCUCGGAAUCGGUGUUGCCGCCUUCUGCGUUUAUCUCGUCGGUGAGCAGAUCUAUAGCAAACUCCUGGUUCCUUCUCAAUCAUCGCACCAGAAACAACCCGCUUCUUCUCACUGAGCAAUAAGAUUGUUUCGAUGAUGAAACCGUGGCAGAUAAAGGGUGGAUGGGAUUCACAAUUUGCCAUUUUUCUUGAUUGUCUCAAUAAGAUGUUAAUGAAAGACAAAGGCUUUGAUCUCUUUGUGGAAUAUUAAAAAUCUUGUAUGACAGCGUUUACGAUAUGGUCUUGUUAUGUGUUGUCUUUUUCAAUAAGAGUUCUUCUAACAUGACAUUGAAGAAUAAAGAUUGCCUCUUAGAUAUGUAA
Eutrema salsugineum is the source of this 509-nucleotide messenger RNA. Its product is annotated as NADH dehydrogenase [ubiquinone] 1 beta subcomplex subunit 3-A. Gene Ontology annotation, biological process: electron transport chain; mitochondrial respiratory chain complex I assembly. Bases 50 to 265 code for a protein of 71 amino acids. Gene Ontology annotation, cellular component: mitochondrion. The transcript is spliced from 2 exons. Lineage: Eukaryota; Viridiplantae; Streptophyta; Magnoliopsida; Brassicales; Brassicaceae. The record is from RefSeq and is a predicted model, not a curated record.